Molecule: messenger RNA, 1218 nt
Organism: Rosa rugosa (rugosa rose)
Lineage: Eukaryota; Viridiplantae; Streptophyta; Magnoliopsida; Rosales; Rosaceae
Exons: 1
Coding region: 1-1155 (384 amino acids)
Source: RefSeq, a predicted model, not a curated record
AUGGUCCCCCCUCCAGGUCUACGUCGACAGGGGAAGAACAUGGUGUGUCGACUCAACAAAUCUUUAUAUGGGUUGAAACAGGCAUCUCGCAAUUGGUUUUCAACAUUUGCACAUGCCUUACAAAAUGCAGGGUUUCGACAAUCAAGGGCAGAUUAUUCAUUAUUCACUCGGUUACAUGAAAAUUCAUUUACAGUUGUUUUGAUUUAUGUUGACGACAUGAUCAUUACAGGGAAUGAUGAAUCUGCCAUCCAUAAUCUCAAAAAUUUCCUGAGUAACAACUUUCGCAUCAAAGACCUUGGAAAUUUGAAAUAUUUUCUUGGUGUGGAAGUUGCUCGUUCUAAGAAAGGCAUUGCUAUCUCCCAAAGAAAAUAUACUCUUGAUCUUCUUGAUGAUGCUGGUUUACUUGGUGCACGUCCAGCAAAAUUUCCUAUGGAUCAGAACUUGAAAUUGACUACAACAGAUGGAGAGAUUCUCAAAGACCCUUCACGAUAUAGAAGGUUGGUUGGUCGUCUCAUUUAUCUCACAGUCACCGACAUCACAUAUUCAGUUCAUAUCCUCAGUCAAUUCAUGCAUCAACCUAGAAAACCCCAUUUUGAGGCAGCAUUACGAGUUUUAAGAUAUCUAAAAGGCACACCAGGUCAGGGUUUAUUGUUUCCAUCACAAAGUUCUUUAAAGCUAAAAGGUUAUUGUGAUGCAGAUUGGGGUGGUUGCCCCACAACAAGGAGAUCAGUUUCUGGUUAUUGUGUUUUCCUUGGUGAUUCUCUUAUCUCUUGGAAAUCCAAGAAACAAAGUGUUGUAUCUCGCUCAUCAGCAGAAGCAGAGUAUCGUUCUAUGGCCUCUGCUACUUGUGAGCUCACUUGGUUGAAAUAUCUUCUUCAAGAUUUACAGGUACAUCAUCCAGAACCUGCAAGGUUGGUUUGUGACAACCAAGCUGCUCUAUAUAUAGCAGCAAAUCCUGUAUUUCAUGAGCGCACUAAACACAUUGAAAUGGAUUGUCAUGUUGUUCGUGAAAGAAUUCAAAUGGGAGUGAUUGCAACAGCCUAUACGCCAUCUACCCAACAAGUUGCAGACAUAUUUACCAAGCCCCUAGGUGCUACGCUUUUCCAUUCACAUUCACGCAAGUUGGGCAUUUUAGACAUUCAUGCUCCAACUUGAGGGGGAGUAUUGAAAGUCACAAUGAAUAUAAUUGAUUUAUUAGCUUGAUUACAUGAGACUAAU